AUGCGCGCCUCUGAGACGAUCCGGGAAGAGCGCGGGAGGGCAGACUCGCUGGCGAGGGAAAACGCCAAGCUCCAAGCGCAGCUAGACAGUGUUCGGUUGGCCUAUCAACUGGCGGCAACUCAACGGGCGCAGCGCAACUCGCAGACGUUGGGGAGGGUGACGGCACUUGACAAGGCUAGCGACGACACGCAGUUUGCCUAUGUGAGAGACCGACUGAUUGGGUCAGACAAGCAUCCCUCCUCAGAGCACGAGGGAUGUAGCUACACACGUGGGAGCAGCAGUCGGUCCCGGCUGGGACAGCGCCAGCGCCGUUCAAACGCUCCUGCCUCGUCCGUGGCUUCGGCAGCUGCGCGAGUGCCUUCACGCGGUUCCAUCACAGCUGCGACACGGAGCCGCAGGAGAAGUUGGGAUGUCGGCAUCACGCCACCCGAAUCCGUACCGCAAAAGACAGCAGAACAACACAUCUCCCCAGCAACGGAAGCGCGUGAAGAGAACGGCUACUUACCUACCACGUUGCGCAGCUGUGACCUGAAGUCAGCAAAGGACCAUCUGACGACUUCCCUGACCGGUGGUGGCAGUCGCGAAGACCAAGGGAGCGCAGAAAUGGUGGAAGGCGGCAGCGAUACGGAGGAGUCCCCCACGUAUUGGAUGGCUCGCCGGCUUCUCCGAGCACUCGCCCCUCGUCCUACCGACAGCGUUGUGGGCGACAUUGUACACACCAUGGUUACUGCCUUGCAACAGGACGUGCAAGCCGAACUCGACAGGCCUAGCGAAGGUAGGAACCCUGCUCCAAGUCGCAUGCGCGGCUUUGCACUGGUGCGACUACAGCCGUGUGUCUACCGCCUCCUCGUUGGUCCUCCUGCAGAAGUGAAGGCAAUGGAGCGUGCAGCGCGGGGUAGCAACAGGGGUGCUCGCCAAACAGCACCGCGGCUCCCCUCCGCAGCCCUCCACCGCGACCACUUUCUUCUCUACAGCAGCAAUCCAGAAAACAGCACCGCCGCGCACCUUUGCCCUUCCAAAGUCACGAAUACUGUCAUUCACCUCACCAUUGACACUGGCACUCUUCGCGUGGUUCGAGGCGGAGGACACAUGGACUUCAUCGACUACUUAGAACGCCGCUUACAAGUGAAACUCUACACCAGACGGGGCCGUCUCGCCUAA
Messenger RNA from Leishmania mexicana MHOM/GT/2001/U1103, 1161 nucleotides. RefSeq lists its product as hypothetical. Lineage: Eukaryota; Euglenozoa; Kinetoplastea; Trypanosomatida; Trypanosomatidae. The transcript has a single exon. The coding region runs from base 1 to 1161 and encodes 386 amino acids. The record is from RefSeq and is a predicted model, not a curated record.